Cryptomeria japonica (Japanese cedar) is the source of this 1114-nucleotide messenger RNA. RefSeq names its product major allergen Pru ar 1. Gene Ontology annotation, molecular function: signaling receptor activity; abscisic acid binding; protein phosphatase inhibitor activity. The transcript is spliced from 2 exons. Gene Ontology annotation, cellular component: nucleus; cytoplasm. The record is from RefSeq and is a predicted model, not a curated record. Bases 63 to 548 code for a protein of 161 amino acids. Gene Ontology annotation, biological process: defense response; abscisic acid-activated signaling pathway. Lineage: Eukaryota; Viridiplantae; Streptophyta; Pinopsida; Cupressales; Cupressaceae.
ACCAUACAAGCAUAGAAUUCCCAAGAGGAAGAAAAGUUGUAGAAAUAUUGAGAGAAGAGACAAUGGUGGCAGGAAGCUUUACUGUGGAAGUUGAAUCUUCAGUGGAGCCAAAAAGGCUGUGGAAUGCAACUGUGAAUGACUCCCACAACUUGUUGCCAAAGCAAGCCCCAGGGAUCAUAGCAGCUGUCACAAUUCUUCAAGGAGAUGGAGGUGUGGGAACCAUUCGGCAAGUCGAUUUCACUCCAGCCAACAAGGAUUUUAGCUAUGUGAAAGAGAGAGUGGACCAAGUUGAUGAGGACAACUUGGUUUUUAGUUUCAGCCAUGUGGAGGGAGGAGUGUUGGGGACAAAAUUGGCUUCAGCAAACCACCACAUGAAGUUCAGCCCCAAAGCAGGGGGUGGAUCCAUUGCGACUUUUACAGUCAGUUAUGACAGCCUCCCUGGUGUUCUCCUUGAUGAAUCCAAACUUCAGGAGUUCAAGGCCAACAGCAUUGGCUUGUUCAGACUGGUGGAGCAAUAUCUCCUUGCCAAUCCCACUUUAUAUUUAUAAAGUAUCAGGAUACAUUUCCUUUCUCAGUGGUAGCAGUGCUAAGUAUGUCUCUGUUGUAAGAAUGAGCUCAUGUCAUAACUCUUUCUUGCCUUAUGUAUUUAUCGUCAGUAUGUGUGACUAGAUCCAAGGAUAUUGUCAUGAAUUUGUGUGACUAAAUCCAAGGAUAUUUCUAGAUUCAAAACCCUAGAGUCUACUAACAAGUCACAAGCAAGAAAGUUGGGGGUAUUCCACACAAACUGGUCAUUUACACAAAAUUGCUUGAAAUCCUUGAAACCCUAGAGGCAAUUAAGAGGUAGACAUGUAUACUUACCUUACAAGUUUGUAAUUUUUACAGACCUACCCAAUGGUGCAAUCCUAGACACGGGGUCUUUUUACAAGCAACAUAUUAUAGUAACCAUAAUUCUGAUCAACAUGCCCAAUCCAAAAUGGAGGAAAAUCUGUUGACAUCAAUUUAUUUCUCUUUUAUGUAGCUCAUUAAAACAUGCACUAGAAAAACACAGUGCUUCAGGAAUACAAAAUCUGUGGCUAUCCUAUUACAAAAUGUUUAUCUUAAAAAAGCUUCUCAU